Phyllopteryx taeniolatus (common seadragon) is the source of this 5114-nucleotide messenger RNA. RefSeq names its product family with sequence similarity 83 member D (gene sack1d). The coding region runs from base 983 to 2755 and encodes 590 amino acids. NCBI's taxonomy places the organism in Eukaryota, Metazoa, Chordata, Actinopteri, Syngnathiformes, Syngnathidae. The record is from RefSeq and is a predicted model, not a curated record. Gene Ontology annotation, cellular component: mitotic spindle pole; cytosol. Gene Ontology annotation, biological process: regulation of ERK1 and ERK2 cascade; regulation of TOR signaling; positive regulation of cell cycle G1/S phase transition. The transcript is spliced from 5 exons.
GCCUCCAACCACCUCAUCCGUGUGUUACUUUUCGAGACCGCCUCUAAUUUGACUCACUAAGUGGAGUUUAUUUCGCUUGUAAUGUGUUGGGAAACUGCUCUGCGACUGACUGGUGAUCAUUCCAGAGUGUACCCUGCCUCUUGCCCAAAGUUACUUGGGAUAGGCUCCAGUUUGAGGACCAAGGAUUGCCAUAUUUUUACAAAAAAAAAAAAAAUAAAUAAAGGGUAUGACUGUAUUUAAACUUAUUUUCAACAAGGUCAUUUAUAAUUUGUUAUUAUUACUAAAUAGCAGUGUACUUAUUAGCUGUCUGGGGGCGUGUUACUCUAACAGUGAAGUGUUUUCCAGUCAGUCGGGUAAGUAUAUCGUAGCUCCAUGGAUAGACAAGAUGCAUAAUGCAAGAUAAAUGUCUAAAGUGAUUGGAAAAAAGCAGCCCUGCCUUCAAACAUGUACUGUAUGAUUUAAAAAUAUAAACGUGUACAGUACAGUACCUAGAUUUGCUCAAGAAUGUAAUCGCACAGAACGCUCUGAUAGAGGGCAAGAUUACAGGACAACAGAAACAUGUUCAGUGUUGGACAACACUAAUCAAAUUUUAGCUAACAAAAGAACUGAGUAUUUGUACAAGAAAAAAAAAGUUUAAAAAGAAGUUGUUGAAAGCUAUGAACUACGAUUUUAUGAGCGCUAAAAAGAGUCAGAGUGAGAGGUCUUGCUGUUGUGUGCGGGGUGGGCGGGAGGGUACGUGGGAGCAAAGCGGAGAGACGGUGAGCGAGUCAUGUUUGCAUCCAAACCAGCCAAUAAGAUUGUGUUUACAUUAAACGACGGUCUCGUUGGACCAAUCAGAAGUCCCCAUUCCCGUGUGAGACUUUCCCGGCACCCAAUGGCAAUCCGGGACAAAGGAACCGACGGAAACCACAAAAUACGAAAAGUGUGUACCUGUGGGUCAAAGCAGCUUCACCCACGGGACGGUUAGAAAGGUGAAGAAGCAAUGGCGCUGUCUCAGUGCCUGGACGACUCACUCUUAAGGGCGAAGGCAACAAACACAGGGGCCGCGUUGUGUGACCUCCAGGAGGUGUACAACGAGAGACACCGGCUCGCCUUGGAGGAGCUGCUGUCCGGGGGGGUUGACAGCUUUCUCGCUUUUCUUAGGAAGGAGUCCAUCGCCAACUUCCUGUCUGACGAUGAGCUCCAGUGGAUCCGGGGCGCCGCCGUGGCUCCCCGGCGCGUGUCGGUGCUCGGCGAGGACCAGGCCCCGCCGGAGCAGUCUUUCAGCAGCUCGAUUGACUGUUCGUCGGUGACUUACUUCCCCGAGGUGUCGGACGUGGAGCCGCCGCCGCUGGAGAUCGGCUGGCCCGCCUUCACUGCGGGCUCUUACCGGGGAGUCACCAGGGCCGUGGCUCACUUCCAGCCAAGUUAUGGGGUUAACAUCUACGCCUGCAAAGAAGCUGCAAGGAAAAUGAUCAGCAGUGCCAGAGAGGUGAUUGCCAUAGUUACGGAUUCCCUGACAGACCUGGAUAUCUUUAAGGAUCUUCAAGAGGCAUGUUCUGUCCGCAAAGUCCCCGUUUACAUUCUGCUGGACCAGUCAAGCUGUUCCGCUUUCCUCAAGAUGUGCAGAAACAUUAGCGUUAGCUUGGAUGACCUUCAGCAAAUGAGAGUGAGAACCAUAACUGGCACGACUUAUUACACAAGAUCAGGAGCAAGAAUCACUGGGAGAGUUCAUGAGCGCUUCAUGCUGAUUGAUGGGAACCGUGCAGCUACAGGUUCAUACAGGAGGUCGGGACCUGACAGUGACGACGAUGAGCAGCCAAGUUGCAGUUGUACAACAGAAAUAGAGAGUGGCCACUGGGUCGAUGCGACUGCACCGCCUGCAGAAGAGACGACAGAAUACCGCGCAGAGCGGAUUGGAAAUACAGACUGGUUCAACUGGACUGAUGGCAAAUUGAACACCAGCAACUUAAUCGAGCUUUCUGGUCAAAUAACAGAAAAGUUUGACGAAGAGUUCCGGAUUCUUUAUGCACAGUCUCUUCCCUUGAAUAUCCGAGGACCUGCAAGUGUACAAAACAGUGCGAUCCUUGAGCACAUUCCUAGCAAGCAUCUGCUCACCUCCUCCCCAUACCUGAGCAGGGUGAGGUCCUUGGAGCAAGUGUUUCUGACCAGCACACCAGGCCAUAAAAUCAGCACUUCAUCCUUCCAGCCUCCCUGUGAGGGCUCCGCUCCAGAGGUGGGUCAAAGCAACAGCGGAGCAUCAAACACUUCUACUAUUGGCGAGGCCUGGUUGGAUCAGCGGCGAAUGCAAGAAGAAAUCCUGGCCUGUGUUCUGAUUCCCCCAGCAGAGGAGUCUGCAACAAGCAAGCCUUUACCCCUGGGUGUAGUGUCCUGCCACGUGGCCACUCAGACCAGUUUAUCAGUGGAAGACGGUGACGCGCAGACAGACCUCCAACUCACGCAGGACCCAAAUCUCACACUCCGCCAGAACAAGGCCUCCUCUCUCAGGCUGAUCAUCCCCACCCAGGCAGCUCCAGCUGGCACCCUGAAGAACAGCCUCAGGAAUCUGACCAAAGAGCGCCAACACCACUACUCAGCCAUCCGCUCCAAGCUGGAACACAUGAUGGCCACCGUGUCACAACGGCGAGAGCUAGCAGACAUUGGCGUUAUGACUCAAGGUCGACGGGGGGUAAACAAAGAGAUGCUGGGGGGAGACCCUACCCUUGCUGAGAAUGCAGUCAUGGUCACCUGGCCAACAGCCAGAUGUGUACACUAGCUUUACCCCCCCCCCCCCCCCCCCUGUAUGUCCCCGGUUUGGGACACUUGGAUAAGGGCUGCUGCAGGGUUCCUUUAGACUGCUGUACUAGAAUGUCAUCUGUUUUACAUUGGCACUUUGUUUUUGUCUGGUGCCAAAUUGUUGCCUUUCUGUUGUGUUUUUAUGCCCUGUUCAUACAAUUUUGGGUGUAAUGGUCGCAGAAUAAUAGUUGAUCACACGAUGUAGCAAUUGUGCAAUACUACUGUUACUAUAAUGAAUAACUUCCAGAUGUACAACCCCAAUUCCAAUGACGUUUGGACGUUGUUAAACAUAAAUAAAAACAGAAUACAAUGAUUUGCAAAUCAUGUUCAACUUAUAUUUAAUUGAAUACACAACAAAAACAAGAUAUUUAAUGUUCAAACUGACAAACUUUGUUUUUAGCAAAUAAUCAUUAAUUUAGAAUUUAAUGGCUGCAACACGUUCCAAAAAAGUUGGUACAGGGUCAUGUUUACCACUGUGUGACAAAACCUUUUCUUUUAACAACAUUCAAUAGACGUUUGGGAACUGAGGACACUAAUUGUUGAAGCUUUGUAGGUGGAAUUCUUUCCCAUUCUUGCUUGACGUACAGCUUCAGCUGUUCAACAGUCUGGGGUCUACGUUGUCGUAUUUUAUGCUUCAUAAUGCGCCACACAUUUUCAAUGGGAGACAGGUCUGGACUGCAGCCAGGCCAGUCUAGUACCCGCACUCUUUUACUACAAAGCCACGCUGUUGUAACACGUGCAGAGUGUGGUUUGGCAUUUUCUUGCUGAAAUAAGCAGGGGUGUCCAUGAAAAAGGCGUUGCUUGGAUGGCAGCAUAUGUUUCUCCAAAACCUGUAUGUACCUUUCAGCAUUAAUGAUGCCUUCACAGAUGUGUAAGUUACCCAUGCCAUUGGCACUAACAGCACCAUACCAUCACAGAUGCUGGCUUUUGAACUUUGCGUCCAUAACAGUCUGGAUGGCUCUUUCCCUCUUUGGCCAGGAGGACACGACAUCCACAAUUUCCAAAAACAAUUUGAAAUGUGGACCGGUCGGACCCCAGAACACUUUUUCACUUUGCAUCAGUCCAUCUUAGAUGAGCUCGGGCAGCAGUGAAGCCGUUUCUGGGUGUUGUUGAUAAAUGGAUUUUGCUUUGCAUAGUAGAGUUUCAAGUUGCAUUAACGGAUGAAGCGCCAAACUGUAUUUACUGAAAUUGGUUUUCUGAAGUGUUCCUGAGCCCAUGUGGUGAUAUCCUUUACACAUUGAUGUUGGUUUUUGAUGCAGUGCCGCCUGAGGGAUCGAAGGUCAGGGGCAUUCAAAUGUUGGUUUUCGGCCUUGCCGCUUACAUGCAGUGAUUUAUCCAGAUUCUCUGAAUCUUUUGAUGAUAUUAUGGACCGUAGAUGAUGAAAUCCCUAAAUUCCUUGCAAUUGUACGUUGAGGAACAUUGUCCUUAAACUGUUUGAUAUUUUCUCACACACUUGUUCACAAAGAGGUGAACCUCGCCCCAUCUUUGCUUGUGAAUGACUGAGCAAUUCAGGGAAGCUCCUUUUAUACCCAAUCAUGGGACCCACCUGUUCCCAAUUAGCCUGUUCAGCUGGGGGAUGUUCCAAAGAGGUGUUUGAUGAGCAUUACUCAACUUUGUCAGUCUUUUUUUGCCACCUGUGCCAGCUUUUUUGGAAUGUGUUGCAGCUAUAAAGUUCUAAGUUAAUGAUUAUUUGCUAAAAACAAUAAAGUUUAUCAGUUUGAACAUUAAAUAUCUUGUCUUUGUAGUGUAUUCAAUUAAAUAUAGGUUGAACAUGAUUUGCAAAUCAUUGUAUACUGUUUAACACAACAUCCCAACUUCAUUGGAAUUGGGGUAGUAGAUAAUACACCAUCAGUUAGAGCAGAGGUCACCAAUAUGGUGCCCGCGGACACCAGGUAGUUCCAAGGACCACAUGAGUAGCCAGCGGGCUGUUCUAGAAAUACCUCACCACUGAGAUGCAACUAGUUUUUUAAAAAAAAAAAAACACUUGCAUUGAUAUAAAUUUGGAAAUGAGAAUAUUUUUAAAAAACCUGGUAUAGUUCAAAUGUUCGCAACAAGUGAGUCGCAACAAUGAAGAUGACGAGUUGAUUCCCAAUAAUUUAAGCAGAUUUGUUAUUUUAGAAGCAUGUAUCAAACUGGUUGCACUUCGCAUCAAUUAGUAGCCUAUCCAAGUAGUAAAUCUCAGUUUCCAAAAGGUUGGUGAGCCUGUGAUACAAUAAGGAUGAUUGAAAGUACAUUUGUGUGAUGUGGGUAUUGAAAUCAAACAUGGUUGUGGUAAAUGCAUCUAAAUAUACUUGCCCAUUGCGCCUAGCUAAUAAUAAAGUGGCCUUUUUGCUUCUUGA